This is a messenger RNA of Dalotia coriaria, 4313 nucleotides long. RefSeq lists its product as uncharacterized. Gene Ontology annotation, cellular component: membrane. The record is from RefSeq and is a predicted model, not a curated record. Lineage: Eukaryota; Metazoa; Arthropoda; Insecta; Coleoptera; Staphylinidae.
CUCGCAGUUGUCGGGGGGAGCGCAGCGCUGUAGCAUUGCGAGCCCAGCCGCUGUUAUGAUCCGAAAUUAAGAAAUGAUCAAUACCGCCGUCGCUCUAAUUAAAUAGCGCGCUCCGCAUUCGGCGGAAACAAAUGCGCCAAGCAGCCGCCAAAAAUACGCACGUACGAUGCGCAUCAGGCACCUGCUCUUGGGCACAACGACGCUGCUCGAAAUCUAUCGUGUCCACAGUCAUUGCAUCGAUAUACAUUCCCGAAUUGUCUCGCAAGGACUGCAUUACGUCCCUGGCGGGACAAAUCCUUGCACGCUCUGCAUUUGUGAUAAGGGUGGUCCAAAAUGGUGCAAGUCUGUGUUGUGCUCACCACCCCAAAAUUGCAAAUCGUUUCAAGUUGGGAGUUCUUGCUGUGAAUUCAAGUGUUUAGACGAUAUCCUUUCGUCGCACGACAAUUACAAAGACACUUAUGAUGUUGCGCUGCGUUUCAUAGCCACCACCGUCACCGCUGUUCUGUCAAUAUCCCUCUUGUUCUUUUUAUACAAUCGCCUUAAGAGGAACAAAUCACUCCAGCAUCAUAAUCAUCAGCAUGAGGAGCAAAGAAAUCUCAGUAAUGUGGGGUAUAUUGCUGGGAACUUUGGCUACAAUCAACAUAACAUGGGGUAUUUGGGUUCGGGUAAUAACGAAAUAGAAAUACGAUAUGAAGAGACCAGUACCAAUUUUUCGCUCUGGAAACCCCCAGGGAAUUAUUUCCCGCCUGGUGAAGCGCCUCCACCAUACGAGGAGGCGAUGCGCGGUGUUCAGCAUGACCUUACUCACAAUAUCCACAAUAACCACGCACAAUACCUAAUCAACUCCAUUACCUCCUCAUACCCGCAAGAAAUCACGCCUGCGUACAUACAAUGCCGACAUGAAGACACUCCUUCCUCAACGGGCACCUCAACUGCAAUGCCCAUGCAAAUUCCAACGGUAGCAAACACCAGCACGGCUGAAAUCCCAAAUAUCUCCAGCAACACGCAUCAGUACGUGAAUGUACGUGUGCAGGUCCAACAUAAUGAUCAUAAAAAACACGAACGCGCUAACAACCAACAACACCAACAUCAUCCGCCGCCACAUCCACACCCACAUAAGUCCGAAGCAUCAUAUGAGAAUGUAACAGCGCUUAAGGGUAAUGGUAGUACAUCAGGCGUAGCGCACGAUCGCCCAACAAGCUCAGGUUUGACGAAAUCCGCUUAUCAUAAAAGCCGAAGUCGGUCCCAGGUGAUCCUUGCGGAUAAUGCGAAAGUAGCUCAUAGCAACUCAUCGGCGAGUUCGUCCACCAUGCCGGACACCUACGAAUUGGUCCCGCACGUGCCAACUCUGCUCGGCGGCUCGCAGGCUGCGUCACCGUACAGUCGCUACAUGAACGACGCGUACAAUAAAAUCAAACUACACGAUCAAUACGCUUCUCGGUCGGACCCGAAGAAGAGCAUGCAUCGCACGCUGCCAAAAAACCUGCGCGAGUUGUUAUCAAAUCCGGACGGGUUUAAGAUCGGCACCACCUUGAGCAGUCACCAGUUGCAUCAGGCUGAACGUGUGUUGAUGACUGAAGCGCCUAAAGUCACGUUCAGCUCAACUCCGAAAAUAGAGAAAGUAAAACCGCCACCGCCAUUGUCUCAACAGCAACAACCCAUUGUGGUGCCUGUUAUUGAGGUGCCCAAAUCAAUUGAGAAAGCGAAAGAUGUUCCUGUGAAGAGUUUGCUUACUUACCAGAGUUUAUCACAGGAUGAAGAGGAUUACAGGAGUGAGUGUGAAAAUUGUAAAACAGCGAAUGUUUCCGGCGCGGAUGAUGAUGGCGAGGCGAUGAAUGAAACAAUGUCGCUGCAGCGACGUCCACUCUCCGAAUCCGGUUAUGAAUUGUCUUAUCGCACGUCUUUAACGUUACCAACACAUUCCAGAAAACAAAGAACUUAUCCAUGCGCGUCGAAUACCAGAGAAAAAUGGUUCACAUCGAUGCAGCAGACAAGCAGCGAGGAGUCGGAUUAGCACACGCGCGCGUAUAUACCAAAACAAAGUACAAAAAAAUGUUAUGAUUUCGUGCCCGAGCGAGCCAAGUGAGUAUUUUAUCGGACAACUUGACAUUCAACUGUUUUGUGAUAAUUAUUUAUACGUAUAUGAAUAUGAAUAUGCUUCCACGUGGUAUCAUCCAUAGCCAGUUGAUCUAUUGACCCGGCGAAUCAAAUAAUUUACGAAUAUUUUCAUUGUGAUAUUUUACGAAUCGGUUUUUUCUAUGGACUUUUGUUUCACUUUGCACAAUCGCAUGGCGGCGAUGAUAAUAUUACUAUAAAAGUUCGUGGAUAGUAAAACAGCAAACGUGUUCAAUCGACCUGAUUUAGCAUGUAAUUAAGAUUUAAACAAGCAAAGCAUUUGUGUAAAAUUACAUCCUUCGGGAUUCGAUUGAUUGAUGUGUUUUGUACGAAUGGCGUAGUAGAAUGUAAAUGUGGUUUUAGUGAUAUAACAUGUGUAUGCAAGGUGGAAAUAAUUUAGUGAACACACGUACGGAAAUAAAAUCGUUUUAUAUGAAUCCGUUAACGUUUCAAUACAAUUCCUUAGCGUUAAAAUGUACAGAAUAGAUAUAAAAAGUGACAUAAAUAGAAAAGCCAAUGAGCCACGAUGCCCAUGCGGAUUAACUUAUAAGUUUUAUAAAAUUAUUUAGGUAUUUAAAAGCCCAGCGGGUUUUUCUGGACGAUUCCGAGCUCCUUGCAGACGUUUUUCGAAAUCGCGGACAUUUUGGUGUAGUUGACGAGCGUCUUUCCAGUGGAUACUGCUUUGAGGUUCCGAGCGACGCGUUCAGAUGCCUGCAGACACCAGGAUUCCGUCAUCAGUUUCUCAUGUUCGGCAGAGGGAAUCUUCUCAUUCAGGGACUUUGUGCAUCUGGAUAGGACUGCAGCGCUUGUGGUGAGGUCAAUUGCGGCAUCAGCGAGUCGGUUGAGAAUGAAUUGUUCAUCGACGAUGUUCUUGCCGUAUUUAAUCAGGACCAUCUCGACUGAUUGACCAAAAGCAUCCACACCCUUGGCAAUCAUAUUGGCUGACUGGGCAAGGUCCUUGUGCACCAAAUGAUCCAUCGCUGGCGGUGUGGCGAGACCAACCGAGCGGACCACUCUCUUGGAUGCCUCUUCAAAAAUGAGUCCUAGAUUCGCCGUGGGAUUCCUGAAGGCGUUUUGCAGUUCUUUCAAAUGCGCGCCGGCGUAUUGAAUACCGGUAAGUGCAACAAACAAUCGUAAAAUGUCGUUGGUGCCUUCAAAGAUGCGGAAAAUACGCAGAUCUCUUAAAAUGCGCUCCAGGCCAGUUUCUUUCAUGAAACCCAUGCCUCCCAUGAUUUGAAUAGCUUCAUCGCACACAUACCAUGCGGCUUCCGAAGCGAAAAUCUUUGAUACAGCGGCUUCAAGAUGGUAAUGUUCUGAUCCACUGUCCAUGUUGCCAGAAAUCAUGUAAGCCAUAGACUCGGUAACAUAGUGCAGCGUGGACAUUGUGGCGAUCUUUUCCUGAAUGCUGCCGAAAGUAUCAAUUUUUUUACCGAAUUGAAGACGGUUUGUGGCGAAUUCCACGGCUUUGGCUGUACAUGUGCGCAUUGUACCGGAAAGCGCAGCAGACAUACCAAAUCGGCCGUUGUUUAAAAUGUUCAUCGCUACUUUGAAGCCGUUACCCACGCCGCCGAGGACAUUUUCAAUGGGGAUUUUCACAUUGUCAUAGUAUACUUCUGCUGUGUUGGACGCUUUGAUGCCCAUCUUUUUCUCAGGGGCACCGUUGGUCACACCACCAAAACUGCGCUGGACAAUAAACGCGGUGACUUUAUCUCUGGUUUCGCCUGUUUUAGGGUCUUUGAUCGGAGUUUGGGCGAAAACAGUCAUUACUUCAGCAAGUCCUCCGUUACUGAUCCAGAUUUUCGAUCCGUUCAGGAUGUAAUGCUUGCCGUCAUCGGACAAAACAGCGCGGGAUCUGAUCGAACCAGCAUCCGAACCGGAGGAGGGUUCCGUCAGGCAGAAAGCAGCGUAGUGUUUGCCUGUCGACACCAUCGGGAGGUACUUCUUCUUUUGUUCGUCUGUGCCGUAGAGCAGGAUUCCUUUGAAGCCGAUAGAUUGAUGCGCACCAAGGGUAAUACCAACGCCCAUGUCAUGCAUGCCGACGAUCUCCACCAGGCGCGAAUAUUGUGUAUUCAUCAGUCCAAGACCGCCAAGUUCUUGCGGGACCUGAAUACCGAACGCUCCCAUAUCCCACAGCGCUUCCAGGCAUUUAUCUUCAACUUUUUCAAGUGCAUCAUUCUUUGCUGGGUCAUUUACUUCCU